UUGUAAAUAUAUCCGUUGGUGCUCCUAUGUCGGCACAGCAAUAUCAGGAAGCGCACUCGGUUAUUUCAAGUUACAGAAGAGCCGAAUACAUGCCCUGAACAGCCUUUUAUUAGUAACUUAAUAUUAUUUAAUUUCUCAGUGAAUGUCGUGGUAAAAUUACUACUUUCGAAAUGAGAGUAUAGUGGCUGUAGGGGCAGCUCCACAUUACCUAGCCUAGCCGAGCUGAGCUGAGCCAGUUACGAGUAGGUUUGGAUAUUAAGUUUAGGUAAGUUGAGUUUUUAUUAACAACGGUUUUCUUCCGUGUCCCGACAUGGAGACAUUUGGAGCCGUUGGCACAGCUCUCGGAUGCUCUGCGGGCAUUGCGCUAGCGGGGCUGGUCCUUACAGCCUACAAACUUGGCUUACUCUACCGGUUGUUUCAUAAGACCGAGACGAAGAGCCCACGACAUGGUGGGGAGAGUGUGGCAGAAGUGCUCCGCGCCCACGGGGUCAAGUAUGUUUUCACCCUUGUCGGUGGACACAUCUCGCCCAUCCUGGUGGCUUGCGAGAAGGUGGGCAUCCGCAUAGUGGACACCAGACACGAGGCCACUGCUGUGUUCGCUGCAGAUGCUGUGGCAAGACUCUCAGGCACUGUUGGUGUGGCAGUAGUGACUGCUGGCCCAGGCCUCACUAACACAGUGACAGCAGUGAAGAAUGCUCAGAUGGCUGAAUCUCCAUUGCUGCUUAUGGGGGGAGCUGCUGGUACACUACUUCAGGGCAGAGGAGCGCUGCAAGAUAUCGACCAGAUGUCUCUCUUUAAGCCACUGUGUAAGUUCUGUGCCUCAGUCAGGACUGUCAGGGAGAUCGUGCCUACUGUCAGGAAAGCCCUGGCCAUCGCACAGUCAGGAACUCCUGGUCCCGUUUUCAUAGAGUUUCCCAUCGACACGCUCUAUCCCUUCCAUCUUGUGUCCAAAGAGUUUGGAGUCAAGAACCCUCCCAAAGGCCUGAUGGGAAAAAUUGUCACAUGGUACCUCAAUAACCACCUCAUGCACCUAUUUGCUGGAGCCUGGGAGACGAGAGAUGUGUCUCCACUCCCCGUUGACAUCCCUCAAGCCACAGCCGAUCAGGUACAAAAGUGCAUAGAGCUGGUGAGUCGAGCCAAGAAACCUGUUAUUCUGCUCGGUAGUCAAGCAACACUUCCUCCGACACCAGCUGAUGACAUCAGGAAGGCAUUGGAGGACCUGGGCAUCCCCUGCUUCCUUGGGGGCAUGUCCCGUGGCAUGCUGGGUAAAGACAGUCCCAUCCACAUUAGACAGAACAGACGAGAUGCUCUGAAGGAGGCCGACUUGGUGCUCUUAGCAGGCACUGUGUGUGACUUUCGGCUGAGCUACGGCAGAGUUCUUAAUAGACGCAGUAAGAUCAUCGCUGUCAACAGAGACAAGACGCAACUGCUAAAAAACUCAGAUAUGUUCUGGAAGCCAACUAUAGCAAUUCAGGGUGAUGCUGGCUCACUCUUAGUGCGGCUUUCCAAAGGCCUUAAGGGCCAUCGCUGUGCAGAGGAAUGGACUCAGAGCCUCAAAGCAGGAGAUAUAACCAAAGAAAAUGCAAACAGGCGUAAAGCUGAUGAGAAGACUGAACACCACUUAAAUCCCUUGAAAGUCCUCCACUGUGUGGAUGAGCUAAUGGCAGAGGACAGCAUCAUUGUUGCUGAUGGGGGUGAUUUUGUUGGAAGUGCUGCUUACAUAAUGAGGCCAAGAGGACCUCUACGCUGGCUCGAUCCAGGAGCCUUUGGGACCCUGGGAGUUGGAGGAGGAUUUGCCCUGGGGGCAAAACUGUGUCGGCCUGAAUCUGAGGUGUGGAUAGUGUAUGGUGACGGCUCCCUAGGAUACAGUGUUGCAGAGAUUGACACAUUCACCAGACACAAGACACCAGUUAUAGCUGUGGUGGGAAAUGAUGCAUGUUGGAGUCAGAUAUCCAGAGAGCAGGUUCCCAUACUCGGCAGUAACGUGGCAUGUGGCCUUGCAUUUACAGAUUAUCAUAUAGUUGCAGAUGGUUACGGCGGUAAGGGCUACCUUGUAGGGCGCGAGGACGAGGACAGGCUAAGCGACAUCAUCAAACAGGCUCAGAAGGAGACCCGGGAGGGCAAGGCUACACUUCUCAACGUUCUCAUAGGGAAGACCAACUUUAGAGAGGGCUCUAUCUCCGUAUAGAGCAGCUGUGAAUCCUAAAGCAGUGCAUUCUUCUCCCUGUAACUUUGGCUCUUCGUAGACUUUACUGUCAGGCUCUAUGAGAGGUUUCAGAGAGUAAGAAGAAGCUGCUGGAUCCAGACCUAUGCUAAUCCUUUGUGCCCUUAAAGCCAUAAAUUACUUUACAGUACGUUCAUCUCCUGUGAGACUUCAUGUCAGCUACAACACACGUCUGCAAACACCAGUCAUGACUGAUUUCACUAUCAAACGGUGACUGUUUAUACACCUGUAAUCUUUGUUAUUUACUAUGUUAUUUACUACUACAGCUCCAGAUCUGCCAGCCUAGCAACUAAAGCUUUUGUUGUGCGUCAUGCAACUUUCAGGUUCAUGUGCUAUUUAAGAUAACUGCUGCAUUUAAAGAAGGGAAAGACUGAAAGUAAGAAGCUCUUGCUUUAUGAAGGGAUUUUACCUCUUUCGGAGCUCUGGGUUAGAUUUUUGACCUUUAAACAGCCUAUUAUUAUAACUUUCUUGCAAAUAAACCAGUGAUUAAAAAAUCAUUUGUAAGAGAGAGCGUUGAUUUAAGUCAUCAAACAUGACCAGUAUGCCUUUUCUCCUGUUAUCAAGUGAACACGGAGACACAAAUCUUUACAGCUUUCAUUUUCUUUAACAGUUCAUGAUUUGGGAUAAAAAUGUGUAAAAUGAAAAAAAUAUUUUUUUGAAUGUUGAAGACUGACAAAUGUUAUGCCUUUAAAUGUUUGAUUGUGUCUUGGAAUACAUCGAUACGUGUAGAUUGACAAUGUGUCUGCUGAUUCAGUUAUGUAUUUGAAUGAUAUCUAAUACUGACUUGUAUGCAUUGAUGUGGGCUAUGAUUUCAUAUAUGCCUAUACACAAUAUGUAUUGCACUAUAAUUAUAACUUAUAUACUCACCAGGUGAACAUGUGUGGAUCAUCUCACUCCAAUAUAUAUAUUGUUGUUUUAUUUGGUACUUUGAGGGAGGUAUGUCAAAUUUUUGAAUAUUGGUGAUGUUAAUUUGGGUUUAUUGACAAAUAAAAGAAAGAUCAUGA
Molecule: messenger RNA, 3228 nt
Organism: Epinephelus fuscoguttatus (brown-marbled grouper)
Lineage: Eukaryota; Metazoa; Chordata; Actinopteri; Perciformes; Serranidae
Gene: ilvbl
Product: ilvB (bacterial acetolactate synthase)-like
Exons: 14
Coding region: 311-2188 (625 amino acids)
Biological process (GO): L-valine biosynthetic process
Cellular component (GO): acetolactate synthase complex
Molecular function (GO): flavin adenine dinucleotide binding; acetolactate synthase activity; thiamine pyrophosphate binding
Source: RefSeq, a predicted model, not a curated record